This is a messenger RNA of Darwinula stevensoni, 1488 nucleotides long. The record is from the annotation of a GenBank genome assembly. Lineage: Eukaryota; Metazoa; Arthropoda; Ostracoda; Podocopida; Darwinulidae.
AUGGAGAAGAAAUCCCUGUCGGUGACCGACUAUGCCCUCUUCGUCGGAUCCCUACUGCUGGCUCUCCUCAUCGGAGUGUACCAAGCGUGGAAAGGAAGGAAGGACACGGCCAAGGAGCUCGUGGUGGCCUCCAAGGGGCUGUCCCUGACUCCCAUCACUCUGUCCCUCGUCGCCACUUACCUCUCGGCCGUUCUGCUGCUCGGUACGCCGGCUGAAAUCUAUGCCAAUGGGACGGAAUGGUGGGUGCAGAUCAUCGGGUAUUGCAUCGGGAUCCCCUUGGCCACGGUCGUCUUCCUGCCCAUCUUCUAUCCUCUCAAGCCGACGAGCAUUUUCGAGUACUUCGAGCUGAGGUACAGGUCCAAGAUGGUGCGGACCUUCGCGAGUCUCCUGUUCGUGCUUCAGAUGACCCUCUACAUGGGCGUGGCGUUGUACGCUCCCGUGGUUGCCGUGAGCGCGGUGACCACCAUCCCGGAGUGGGUCGCCAUCGUGCUGGCCGGGACCAUUUGCACGUUCUACACUGCCAUCGGCGGCAUCAAAGCCGUGGUGUGGACGGACGUCUUCCAAGUCUGCAUCAUGCUCGGCGGCAUGCUCGUCAUCAUCAUUUACGGGACGGUUCUCGUCGGCGGGAUUCACGAGGUCUGGCGGAUCAACGCGGAAUAUCAACGAAUCACGUUCUUCAAUUUCUCAGGUGACGUCUUCGAGCGGCACACGUUCUGGUGGCUCGUGAGCAACACGACCGUCAUGUGGAUGCUGGCCCACGGGGCCAAUCAGGCGUCGGUUCAACGUUACUGCAGUCUGCCGACGAAACGUCAGGCCCAAUGGUACGCGGCUUUGUACGGAGUUAUAGCCAUUUCCCUGGCCCUCCUGGCUGGAAGGUUGGGCGGUGUCCUGCAAGUGUGCGCCACGGUGACGUCUACCAUCGGUGCCCCUAUUCUCGUCCUCUUCCUCACCUCCGUCCUCUUCCCGUUCGUGAAUAAAAAGGGCGCAGUCUCGGGUACCCUGGUGGCGCUGGUCGUGGCAUGCUGGAUAGGCUUUGGAUCCUUCAUCGUCGGAGUCCCCAGGCCCAAACAGUUGCCUUCCUCCGUGAUGGGCUGCGCUGCCGAUCUGAACAUCACAUUGGUGGCGUUCGAGGAAGCGGGAGCUGCCUUCCAGGUGGAGGGGUCGACGGUGAGGAGCGUCUUCCACAUCUCUUAUCUGCUAUACUUGCACAUGGGGCUCAUCUCCGGCACUGUUGUUACCAUCGUCAUCAGCUUGCUAACAGGUCACUCGGAUUCUGCUUUCCUCGAUCAGUUCACUUGCAUUUUGUCCGUCUUCCCCCUCGGUGAUGUGGAAUGUAAUGCUCGUUCAGGUUGUAACAAGGAGGAAGAAGUCCCUGCUGGGCUCGUCCUGGAAGGGUGCCGCAAACUCUUUGGCUGCUCUCCCAACCGAUGUGAUGAUGUUCACCAUCCCCUCAUUCGCAUGCUGCUGACGGGGCUGUGUACAGUGUGA